UCUCGUUCUUUUCUGCCUUGCAUCAUCCGAGCGCAGCAGUGGCCGUGAAAUUACUGCAGCACAAAAUUAAAGUUCAUCUCUAGAUUUGACGACCCCGGAGUUGACCAUGUCGUACAGAGAUCAUCGGUAUGUGCUCUCCUUACUGCACAAACUCAGCAUCGCCUCCGCCUCUUUGGCUGCCCGUGGGGGAGGUGGUGGUGCUGUUGGGGGUAGUGGUGGCCUUUUGGGACGAUGGCGAUUGUCCUCGUCGUCCGUAGUUGGUGGUGUGACUAGUCGAAAAAACCUCUGUUCCACUGCGACGACACCCCCGUUCUCAGAAUCGAGGAGGAGGGGGGUUUCAGAGCAAAGGGCCUCCAUUUCUAUGACGGAGGAAGGGGGAGAGGAGGAGGAGAGUGGUGAGGAUGAAUUAUUCAGACGGAGAGGCACUUAUACAAGUUCUGCGGGCAUUGGAAGCGGAAGUGGUGGCGGCGGACGAGGUGGUAGCGACCGUUACGGGGGAAGUGGCGGAGGUGGAGCGUAUGGAGGAGGGUCCAGCAGUUAUGGGGGUGGUGGUCGAGGUGGUGGAUUUGGUGGAGGUGGCCGAAGUAAGGAACUCAGUGCUGGACAAAAUCUUCGAAAACCAAGAUGGGAAAAUGAACGAUUGCAACAUUUUGAAAAGAAUUUCUACGUUCCAAGCCAAACUGUUUUGAAUCGACCGGUGCAGGAAGUCCAACAUUUUCUGACUACGAACCAAGUAUCCAUGAGAGGACGAGAAGUUCCGAGUCCCAUCAUUAACUUUGAUGAGGGAGGUAUUCCUGACGCCCUGAUGGCUACCAUCCGUCGAAAUGCAUUCGCAAAUCCAACCCUGAUCCAAAGUGUGGGCUGGCCCGUGGCGUUGAGUGGCCGAGAUUUGGUUGGCAUUGCACAAACUGGAUCUGGAAAAACUUUGGCGUACACUCUUCCUGCUAUAAUUCACAUUAGUCACCAGCCACGACUGGAACGGGGUGAAGGGCCGAUUGCACUGGUUCUUGCUCCCACUCGAGAACUGGCUCAGCAGAUUCAACAAGUCGCGAUUGAAUAUGGAAACCCUUGCCGACUUCGAAGUACUUGCGUUUUCGGAGGGGCACCAAAGGGUGGACAAGCCAGGGAUUUGGAGCGAGGUGUUGAAAUAUUGGUGGCCACACCUGGACGUCUUAUUGACUUUUUGGAAUCUGGAAAAACUAACUUGAAACGAUGCACUUACUUGGUGUUGGACGAAGCGGAUCGUAUGUUGGACAUGGGUUUCGAACCUCAAAUUAGAAAAAUCGUGGAGCAAGUUCGGCCGGAUCGUCAGACCUUAAUGUGGUCAGCAACUUGGCCGAAGGAGGUGCGUGCAUUGGCAGAGGAUUUCCUCAAGGAUUAUAUUCAAGUCAACGUUGGUUCUGCUACUUUAUCUGCAAACCACAAUAUUCUUCAAAUCAUUGAUGUUUGCCAGGAGCAUGAAAAAGAAAACAAACUUCGUCUUCUCAUUGAUGAAAUUGGAUUAGAGAAAGAAAACAAGACGAUGGUUUUCGUUGAAACUAAGAAAAAAGUUGACGAGAUCACUCGAACUUUGAGAAGAAAUGGCUGGCCUGCCAUGUGCAUUCAUGGGGACAAGUCUCAAGGAGAACGUGAUUGGGUUCUUCAAGAGUUCCGCUGUGGACGCGCCCCAAUUCUUGUCGCAACCGAUGUAGCAGCUCGUGGCUUGGAUGUUGAGGAUGUAAAGUUUGUGAUUAAUUACGACUAUCCCAACGGCACUGAGGAUUACGUUCAUCGCAUUGGACGAACUGGGCGCUGCUCCAAAUCUGGCACUGCUUACACUUUCUUCACUCCAAACAACUCCAAAUCUGCUCGAGAACUUGUCGAAGUCCUCAAGGAAGCCAACCAAGUGGUCAAUCCCAAGCUCUUUGAAAUGAUGGAAAACAACAGAGGUUAUGGAGGAGGAAGAAAUGGAUUCCGAAACAACAGUCGCUGGCGUCAAGUUGGAGGGCAAGGUGGUGGUGCAGGUGGCCGAUUUGGUGGAGGUGGUGGGGGUUACAGCGGUGGAGGUGGAUUUGAUUAUUAAUAUUGAUCUGAUUAGACGCAGUUUUUUAAUUUCAAUAAUAGCGCAUUAUAAAUAUUCCACUAUAUCAAAUCAGGUAAAAUUCAAUAUUUUCGAGUAUCCAUUAAAAAAUAUCGAGAAUUUUAGUUCUUUGUUUUCUAAACAAACAAGCUUUUUUUUACCGAAUGUUGAUUUUGUUAAGGUCCACUAAAAUACCGUACUUGGAAUGUAUUAGCUUUUUACGUUAACUUCCGCCAACCCGAACCACCAAGUUUUUUCUCAAAAACUAAAAAGCACAUAGUUUAGGAAAUAAUCGUAUUUAGAACAAUAUAAUUUUUGUCUUAUAUAUUAUCCGGUAUUAGAAUUAUUUUAUUGACUGUUCAAAUUUAGCGUUGUAAAACUUUACAUUAAGUUUGACUAUUUUUCAAAACGUAUUUAUCGUUUCUAUUAUGUCUUUUACAUUUACGUUGGAGAAAAUAGUUAAUAAAUACAAAAAUUUCCAUUACAAAA
Molecule: messenger RNA, 2548 nt
Organism: Folsomia candida
Lineage: Eukaryota; Metazoa; Arthropoda; Collembola; Entomobryomorpha; Isotomidae
Product: probable ATP-dependent RNA helicase DDX5
Exons: 10
Coding region: 107-2062 (651 amino acids)
Cellular component (GO): cytoplasm; nucleus; ribonucleoprotein complex
Molecular function (GO): ATP binding; RNA binding; RNA helicase activity
Source: RefSeq, a predicted model, not a curated record